Molecule: messenger RNA, 1826 nt
Organism: Caenorhabditis angaria
Lineage: Eukaryota; Metazoa; Nematoda; Chromadorea; Rhabditida; Rhabditidae
Source: the annotation of a GenBank genome assembly
AUGUUGACUUAUUUGUGAAUAUAUAAUAGCACUAAGUUCGUGCUCUGAUUAUCAUUAUUAUUAUUAAUAAAAACAAUAUGAUGAUUCAUAUCGCGAGUUACUGUAAUGUUGACAGAUUUCAUAAUGACAGAGAGAAGGAAAGAUAAGAAAUAUUAUGGGAUGAGAAGAGACGCAGAGAGCCAGAGAAAUUUUCUGAAAACUUGGUGCCAAUCUGUAUCAUUUAUGUGAAAACUAUGAAAUGAUUCAUUUUAUUUCUCCGAUUUUUCUUAAAAUUUUAGAAUUUUAGAUCUUUCGACAUGAACAACGAUACAUUGGAUGCUAGACUUUUGCAAAUCGAAAACGAUUUUUUGAAGAAAAAGAGUUCGAGAGCUCGAAGAGCAGGUUAGACUGUAAGUGGAAUAUUCCUAGGUCCCAAAAAUUGCAAAAAAUUAAAAAUAAAACAACGAGACUCCGCGUUGACGUUCCGCGCUUUGUGUUUUUUUUUUCAAUGGCCUUCCAUAUUUCGGCGAAUAAUUAUCGAAAUAUUCUGAAUUUUUGCACUGAACUAGACUAUAGUUAAACUAAGCUAAAUCUAAGAUCCUUGACAACGAUUUUUCAGUUUUAAAUUGCAUUUUUCAGUCAAAAACUAAAAAAAACACAAUUUCCCUAGAAAAUUCAGUUUUUUCUGAAAAUAUUGGAUUUUACUGUUUAAACUAAUUAAUUUUAUUUUUUCAUCCCCAAAAAAUAGUUUUUUUGAUGCAAAUUUUCAUUUUUUCCCCACAAAAAAUAAAAAUAAAACAACGAGACUCCGCGUUGACGUUGCGCGUGUGGUUUGAAAUUUAUUUGUUUUCAAUGGCCUUCCAUAUUUUGGCGAAUAAUUAUCGAAAUAUUCUGAAUUUUUCAACGAACUAGACUAUAGUUAAACUAAGCUAAAUCUAAGAUCCUUGACAACGAUUUUUCAGUGUUAAAUUGCAUAUUUGGGUCAGAAAUUCAAAAAAAAAACACAAUUUCCAUAAAAAGUUUAGUUUUCCAUUCAAAAUAUUGGAUUUUACUGUUUAAACUAAUUAAUUUUAUUUUUUCAUCCUCAAAAAAUAGUUUUUUUCAUGCAAAUUUUCAUUUUCCCCAAAAAAAAAAUAAAACAACGAGACUCCGCGUUGACGUUGCGCGCGUGGUUUGAAUUUGUGUUUUUUUUUCAUAUUUCGGUUUUUCAUCGAACUAGACUAUAGUUAAACUAAGAUCUAGGAAAAAAACACCAAAAUCUAAUAUUUGCAGCUUGGAUGCUGAUACUUUUGAAAUCCUCGGCCACUACAUCAAUUAUUUGGAACGUUUGGCGAAAUGUGGAGAGAAUGAGAGAAAAAGAGAAUUGGAGUGUGAUCAAAUCCGCCGCGAAAACGCCGUUCUGAAAGCAAUUCACGCUCCAAUCGCCAACAUUUCAAGCAUCGUUGGAAAAUUUGGGGCAACUUUGACAAAUAUUCUGAAGAGAAGAGGCCCGAAACUUGUUGGAAAUAGAAGAUUCAGAAAUUUGGAUGAAAUUUGCAUUGAUCUCAAGAGAGUUCUGACUGAUUUCGAAGUUCAUCAUAAUGUUGGAAUGCUCUAUUCUUUUCGGGUUUUUGACAUUCGUCAAAUCCCAUAUUUUUGCUCGAUUUGCUAUGGUGGAAAUCCUGAAGUUGGAAGAGAUCCCUCAAUCUGCCAAGUCUGUUCCAACAUUUUUCAUGUCACUGUAAGUAAGAUCUAGAAUAUUCUUAGAGAAAAAAAAUCAAUUUUUUCUGCAGUGCCUCAUGCAAUGGUUCCAAUUUUGCCCAACUUGCCCAUCAUGCGCAAAGUCAUACGAAAAUAUCAUUCUUUGA